Molecule: messenger RNA, 2331 nt
Organism: Bufo bufo (common toad)
Lineage: Eukaryota; Metazoa; Chordata; Amphibia; Anura; Bufonidae
Product: gastrula zinc finger protein XlCGF17.1-like
Exons: 2
Coding region: 143-1291 (382 amino acids)
Cellular component (GO): nucleus
Source: RefSeq, a predicted model, not a curated record
GACGAUUACUUAUAUCGGGAGGACUUUAUAAAGACCAGAUUUGAGAACCUUCUGUAAAUACAUCUGAUCCACCCUAUCAAAUGCCUCUUCAGUACUAGUGUUAAGAACAACGAAGAGUACCUUGUACCGCCUGGCAUCACAUAUGGCGUGGACGACCCGAACUGUAUUCAAAAAUCCCAGUAGGAUCUCUGAGGGAAACGUCAGAUCACAGAAUUAUAAAGAUGUCAUGCACCGCUCUUCAGGAGAAACCCCUAUUAACUUGAAUGUACAUCCAGGACUUCACUCUACAUAUCUUUCAUGUAAUCCUCCUAAUCAUGAGGAAUCUUCUAACCUACCACAGAUUGUUACACAUCCAGAUCUGUCAGGGAAUCCUCCUAAUCAGGAGGAACCUUCUCCUGGCCAAUCACAGAUCGUUACCACAAAUACAAGAAAGAAAGGAGGUAACGAGCUUUAUUGUGGAGAAUGUAGAAAGGAGUUUACAAGCUAUGCUAGUUUUUCUGUACAUAAAAAAAAGCACACAGGAGAGAAGCCACAUUCAUGUUCAGAAUGCGGGAAAUGCUUUAUGAUGAAAUCAACUCUUGUAAGACAUUUGAGAGUUCACACAGGGGAGAAACCGUAUUCAUGUUCAGAGUGUGGAAAAUGUUUUGCAGAUAGAUCUGCUCUCUUUGUACAUCAGAGAAGUCACACGGGAGAGAAGCCAUAUUCAUGUCCAGAAUGUGGGAAAUUCUAUGUAGAUAAAUCAUAUAUUAUUAAACAUCAGAAAAUUCACACAGGGGAGAAACCAUAUUCAUGUUCUGAAUGUGGGAGACAUUUCUCAGAAAAAUCAAGUCUUGUCAUGCAUCAGAAAAUUCACACAGGAGAGAAGCCGUAUUCCUGUUCAGAGUGUGGGAAAUGUUUUAGAAAUAUCUCAGCUCUUGGGAAACAUGAGAAAGUUCACACAGGAGAGAAGCCAUUUUCAUGUUCAGUAUGUGGAAAAUGUUUCACGGAAAAAUCAAGUCUCGUUAUACAUGAAAGAGUUCACACAGGAGAAAAGCCUUUCUCAUGUGUAGAAUGUGGAAAAUGUUUUGCAAGUAGUUCACAUUAUUCAACACAUAAGAGAUAUCACACAGGAGAGAAGCCAUAUUCAUGUGCAGAAUGUGGGAAAUGCUUUACAGAAAAAGCCCAACUCCGUGUACAUCUGAGCACUCACUCAGGCGACAGGCCGCAUCAGUGUGCCGUAUGUAAAAAAGGCUUUGCAACUAAAUCAAUACUUAGUAGACAUGAGAAAAUUCACACAAAGACGUCCGUUUGAGGAUUUUUUUUUUAAUAAGAACUAUCAAUAAAGCCCAUUGUGUGAAAGAAUACCAUGGGCUGUAAAAGACUCUGCUUCGUAAUAUGUCGUCUCUCUACUAUCUGGAUGCCACCACUCCCCCCAUGCUUCACCACUCUGCCCCUUUAUUGAUUGAUACCUUUUAAUGGCUAACUGAAAAACAUUACAAAAUUGCAAGUUUUUGGGACUACUCUGAUCUCUUCAGAUACUGUGUCCUAACGUGUCUGAUGAAGUCACAUACUUAUACACAAAAUACAUAAAAAUAGCGGGGUUGGUGAGACAAGGUAUGUAGAGCAGAUGGCUAGAAGUGGACCAGUUGUAGCAAUGAAUUGGGUUGCAAAAUCUAUGUGACAAUAAUUCCUGAUGUUUUGCUACAGGGGGGAGACCUUUCCUUUUUUCUUUUGCGUUGCGAUGAACUCUUUAUUCUUCUUCUAAGCCUCUGAAGACUAUAUGGCGUUUGGCUCUAGUGGAGGACACAAUAAUGCUCACCAAGACUGGCGUUGACUUGGCUUGGUGAUCGCACAUAUCCACAGAAGACCAGCAACGCAACUGGAAGUAUAAUGAUGCCACGAUAUGCAAAUACAUUACACUGGCGAUAUCAUAAUCAUUCCGACUGGAUCUAAACAACAACUAACAACGUUCCAGGAAAGCUCAUCAUUUUUAUCCCACCAUCAAUUUCCCUGGUGCCUGACAAAUUGUAAGACCAUACAUAAUGACCACUGAUGGUACAGAUACCCAAUACAUAUCAGGAUUAUGAGAUCCCAGGUACCUUCACCUCUGCCAUGCCAUAUGUGGUCUACUUCAUGAAAAUGACUAGAGAUGAGCGAAGCGACUUCGGAUGUUACAUCCGAAGUCACUUUGCUAAACAAUUCGUUAUAAUACUGUACGGAGAUCCUUCUAAGUACAGUAUUGGAAUGUACUGCCUCCGAUGAGGUGAAAGCUGUUAUUCCCGAAGUGUCGGGUGACUUUGUUGAAUAAUGUUGGUAAUUGAUUAUUACAGCAAAAAACCUUGGAACCAAAUU